CUGGCAUCACUUCGAGCCGUCCUCUCGUUUCCAAUUCCUUCCCAGGGUUUCGCUCCUUUACCAUUCCCUUGACGCCUUCUUAAACCACCGCACAGGAUGCGCUCUACUCCCAUUCUCCGCACAGCGCUAGCUGCUGCCCUCCCCUUGGUCGCAUACGCUGCCGAUGGCAAAUCAACCAGGUACUGGGAUUGCUGUAAACCAUCAUGCUCUUGGCCCGGCAAGGCGCUCGUGAACCAGCCAGUCUACGCUUGCAGUGCCAACUUCCAGCGCAUCACCGAUCCCAACGCCAAGUCUGGAUGUGAUGGUGGUUCUGCCUUCUCCUGCGCCGACCAGACACCCUGGGCGCUGAAUGACGAGUUCGCCUACGGCUUCGCAGCCACAUCUCUCGCUGGCGGGUCAGAGGCUUCCUGGUGCUGCUCUUGCUAUGAACUCACAUUCACUUCGGGGCCCGUGGCUGGCAAGAAGAUGGUGGUUCAGUCUACCAGCACGGGCGGUGACCUAGGCAGCAACCACUUUGAUCUCAACAUCCCCGGCGGUGGUGUCGGCAUCUUCGACGGUUGCUCCCCGCAGUUCGGUGGCCUCGGCGGCCAGCGCUACGGUGGUGUGUCGUCCCGCAGCGAGUGUGAUUCGUUCCCCGAGGCACUCAAGCCCGGCUGCUACUGGCGAUUCGACUGGUUCAACAACGCCGACAACCCGAACUUCACUUUCCGCCAGGUGCAGUGCCCCGCCGAGCUCGUUGCCCGCACCGGUUGCAGGCGCAACGACGACUCCAGCUUCCCCGCCAUCAAUGCCCCUUCCGGUGGCGGUAGCAAGCCAAGCACGCCAGCUUCGCCCAAGCCCAAGCCCAACUCCAGCUCGAGCCCCGUUGCCGCUCCCAGCUCUACGUCGACUCCGGGUUCAGCUCCCAAGCCCGCCACGACGUCUACCAGCGACGUCCCAUCCGUCCCGACCUCGGCCCCCGCCUCGCCUAGCAAGUCCCCCGCUCCUAUUUCGUGCGUCACCGAGAAGUAUGGUCAGUGUGGCGGUAAUGGCUUUGCCGGAUGCAAGACUUGCACCUGCGGCACAACCUGCAAGAAGCAGAACGACUGGUACUCGCAGUGCCUUUAACCCCCCGCUACUGUGGCGACUGGCAGCACAGCCUACGGAUGGAUGUGCCCACUCUCUGUAUAAAUAACCUAAAGGUCCCUUCAAUUCUU
This is a messenger RNA of Chaetomium fimeti, 1196 nucleotides long. RefSeq names its product cellulase-like protein. Gene Ontology annotation, cellular component: extracellular region. Gene Ontology annotation, biological process: carbohydrate metabolic process. The record is from RefSeq and is a predicted model, not a curated record. Gene Ontology annotation, molecular function: cellulase activity; cellulose binding. The transcript is spliced from 3 exons. The coding region runs from base 97 to 1107 and encodes 336 amino acids. Lineage: Eukaryota; Fungi; Ascomycota; Sordariomycetes; Sordariales; Chaetomiaceae.